Molecule: messenger RNA, 4390 nt
Organism: Monopterus albus (swamp eel)
Lineage: Eukaryota; Metazoa; Chordata; Actinopteri; Synbranchiformes; Synbranchidae
Gene: fcsk
Product: fucose kinase
Exons: 24
Coding region: 285-3533 (1082 amino acids)
Biological process (GO): GDP-L-fucose salvage
Molecular function (GO): ATP binding; fucokinase activity
Source: RefSeq, a predicted model, not a curated record
AGCCUACAAGGAAACAAACAAAAAUAAGCAACGCCGUGCGCAAAUAGCAUUUCUCUCUAUACAAACAUUGUUUUUACAUUUAACUUAUAGGCAGACAUCAAGUUAAACCGAGCAGCAUCCGUUAGGUUUACUUUCCAACUGCUAACUUGUGGCUAAUCGUGCUCCUUGUGUGUCUACCAUCAGAAGUGAUCCAUCCAGUUGUUGUGGUCGGUAACAGUUAAACUCCCUUGGUGUGUAGCUACAGAAUUAGCUACGUUAUACGUAGUUAGCCGUCAGAACUGGAGAUGUCGGGCAGCAGCGGCGGGUUCAGCUGGACGGUAGUGGUCCUGACCUGUCAACACAAGGACAGCGUCUACUCCUUCCAGAGGGAGCUGGAGUUGCGGCAGCAGCGUGGUUCUCUCUCUCCGGUCACGUUGGUUUUGACGGUGCCGGACCGCCAGGAGCCACUGGGCAGCGGGGGGGCGACGCUGAACGCUCUGCUGGUCGCUGCUGAACACCUGAGCAACAGAGCUGGACACACUGUGGUGACGGCUGAUGUCCUGGACGAUGCUCACAUCCUCAUCCUGCACACAGGGCGAGAUUUUCCCUGGAGCUCCUGCAGCCGUGCAUUCUGCUGGCUGCCUCAGGAGGAGCCCGACCAGAGGGUCCAGGCUCCGGUCUGCUGUCUGGACCUGCUGCUGGACCGCCUCAGGAACCAGGUUUGUCCUGGUUCUCCUCCCGGUGUCUGGGUCUGCAGCACCGACACGAUCUUCACCAUACCUCGAGACUUUGCUUUGUCGUGGGACGGCUUCUCCGGUGUUCGGGUUUUAGCCUUACCAGGUGACGUCUCCUACGCUGCCAAUCACGGAGUCUACCUGUCCGACCCACAGGGUCAGGUCAGGGACAUCAUCUACAGAGGAACAAAGGAGCAGAUUCAACAAGCUGUGAUGCCUGAUGGAAAAGUGCCUCUGGUGUCAGGCCCGGUCUUCUUCAGCAGGUCUGUGUCAGAGAAGCUGUUGCAGACUCACGUCACUCCUCCUCUGGAUGGCUGCACCUACCUGGGCCUGGACUCUGGAGCUCCACCCCUCCAGAUCUCUCUCUUUCUGGACCUGCUGAAGUGUCUCUGCUCAGAUCUGACUCAGGAUCAGUUUGUGAGUGAGGAGAGAGCCGGCUGCAGUUCAGCUAAUGGACCACAGGGGACAACAGUGAGGAGUGGCAGGACAGAGCUGUGGAGGAUCCUCAGGGGGACUCCACUCAGGCUGGUGUAUGUCCCCGGGGGUCACUACGACUAUCUGAGCCUGUCUGGACAGCAGCAUGUCCACCGCCUGACAUGUGACUGGACACGCACAGACACUCUCUCUCACAUCCAGAGAGAGAGUAUGGUGAGUGAAGGCGGUCGAGUGAUCAACAGUGUUCUGGAGGGAGACGUCACCGUGGCGCCUGGAGCGGUGGUGCAGCACUGCCACCUACAGGGUCCUCUGGAAGUCCUGUCAGGCUGUUUACUGUCUGGUCUGGAGUUACCAGCAUCAUCAUGUAUCAGACAGCUGAAACUGGCCAAUAACAUCAUCGUCCAGGGACAUCGGAUCGAGCUGGGGGAGUUAAAGCUGAAUGUUUACACGGUGAUGGGAGCAGACGACGACCUGGAGGCCUCCUCUGAUGACAGCGGUGCCUCCUUCCUCAACCAGAGGUGGAGCCUCUUCUACAGCAGGACAGGAAUUCAGCUGGAGGAGUUGUGGUUCAGCGGAGAACAGCACUCACUCCUGGGUGCUCGUCUUUUCCCGGUGCUCCACCCCAGAGCAGGUGCCGUUGGUCUGGAGGAAGGUGUCGGCUGGCUACUUGGGGGAGGUGGCUGCCUGCAGAGAUGGAGGGAGGCGUGGAGGCUCUCUCUGAAGGAUGUACUGUCCCUUACCCACCAGGAGGUGGAGCUGCAGUGGAGGGAGGAGCUGCUGUUCCUGGCAGGGAGGAGGCGAGUGUCUGAUGCCUUGAGGAGUCGGACCGACGUGUGCCUUCUACCAUGCUUCCGGGCGGCGGUGCUGGGUGGACAGCAGGGGGCGCUACUGGAAACACUAGACAAGAUUGCAGCAGGAAGCUGGGAGCAGGAGGCGGAGUCAGGAGCAGAGUUGGGUGUGGCUGCUCGCUGCCUCCCCUGUAUCGCUGAAGUGUUGGUGUGUAUGGCGGGGGGCAGAGGAGGUCUGAGGAGUGGACCUGCUGCUAACGAGGCCUGGAGCGCCGCCUACUUCCUGUUGGAGGAGGGCGAUCUGAGGGGCGGAGUCCACGCCCUCGCUGCACAGAGAGGACGCUGGCUCAGCAGACCAGACCUGCUGGUCCGGGCCGCACGACACUAUGAGGGUGCCGGACAGGUGCUGCUGCGACAGGCUGUGAUGUCAUCGCAGAGGUUCAUUUCCAUUGGCCAUGGUGAAGUUCCGCCCCUUGGGGAAUGGCAGAAAGUGGAGUGUCCGGCCAGAUUGGACUUGGCAGGCGGGUGGAGCGACACACCUCCCAUCGCCUUUGAGCAUGGCGGUAGUGUGACCAACAUUGCAGUGAAGGUUGAUGGGAGGCGUCCUAUUGGUGCCAGAGCCCGUCGCAUCACGGAGCCUCGCCUCCUGCUGGUUAGCUUCUCCGGAGAGUGGGAAAAUGGGGUUUCCACAGAGAUGGUGUGUGACAGCCUGGAUGACCUGAAGGACUGCUGUCAGCCUCACGCACCUGGAGCCCUGCUGAAGGCAGUGUGUGUGUGCAGUGGUCUGGUGUCCCUCUCCUCUCGCCAGUCUCUGGGGCAACAGCUGAUGCAGAGGUGGGGAGGAGGGGUGGAGCUCCACAGCUGGUCAGUGCUGCCCACUGGAUCUGGACUGGGAACCAGCAGUAUCCUGGCGGGGGCGCUGUUGGCUGCAGUGUACAGGUGCACAGGUCGAACCUACAGCACAGACUCCCUCAUCCACGCAGUCCUCUACCUGGAGCAGAUCCUCACCACAGGUGGAGGCUGGCAGGAUCAGGUAGGAGGUCUGGUGGGUGGAGUAAAGGUGGGUCGUUCCCGACCGUCUCUGCCCCUGCAGGUAGAAGUGGAACGUCUCAGCCCACCAAAGGACUUUAUGGUUUCUCUGGAGCAGCACCUGCUGCUGGUCUACACCGGCAAAACUCGGCUGGCUCGAAACCUGCUGCAGGAUGUGGUUCGUAGCUGGUACAGCCGUGUGCCGGCAAUGGUCCAGAACGCCCAGCAGCUGGUGGCCAACUCGGAGGACUGUGCCAGAGCCUGUUCAGACGGCUGCCUGUCCACACUGGGUCAAUGUCUGGACCGCUCGUGGCAGCAGAAGAAGCUGAUGGCCCCUGGAUGCGAGCCGGCCUCUGUGAGGGCCAUGAUGGAGGCCCUGAGGCCCCUGGUCGUGGGUCAGAGUCUGGCUGGGGCUGGAGGCGGGGGGUUCCUCUACCUGCUGACCCGUGAGCCUCGACAGCAGCAGGCGGUGCUGCAGGUCCUCAGCAACACGCCGGGUCUGGGAGACUUCAGCGUUCACUCAGUGGAGCUGGACAUGGACGGGAUUACAGUGCUCCCACCAUCCUGAGGAGACACACACACUGUCUGUGUUUUAUAACCCAGGUGAUGUUAAAGAAGUCAGGACGCUGCUCAGGUUCUGGUGUGUGCACAUUCAUAGCAUGUAACAGACAUUUAUCCUUCAAACCGUUCAGUGUGGUUCAAACGCAUGCAGGCCUGGAUGAGACACAUCGAGGCCCCACCCCUCUGCACUGGAGCGGGUCCCCCACACUGACAAACUGUGUCACCUAUGCAUCUCUGGUAGUUUAGCACCUAUAUCUUGUCAUUUGGCAUCUCUCAAUGCAGUCACGUUGUGUCUUUCAGUCACCUCAACAGAUGCUCUGUGACCCAUGGGCCCGUUCAGUAAUCCAUCCAUGCCUUUAGGAAUAGAAAACAACGCAGCAUGUUUCUGAGAAUCGGCAGCAGUGAUUUAAAAGAUCCAUGAAGCCCAACAUGUAGAAACAUUAGAAUGAUCCAGCCAAACGGCUCCAGUCGGUCUGUAAGAGGUGACGCUGUGAACCCAGCGUGACAGGGGUCUGUGGUAGUGACGAGCUCGCUGUGACUUCUGUAGGAAGAGAUAAACAUAUGUUUGGGUUCCUAAUGUUUCUGUGUUCAGCUUUAGUAAUGAACGUGAAUGAAGGAGCCAUGUCGCACGCUGCUCCGUCACUCAGACACCUUGCACUCUGUGUUUCUGCUGGGAUAAAGGUUUGAUUAUGAAAUGAACUGCAACAACUGUAACCAGCCUCUCAGAAAGUGUGGACACUGUUGGCUUUAAGAAGAUGCCGGUCGUCUCAGUACAGAAGAAAUGCUGUGUGUGUUACCAAGUUAAUUUUCAUAGUAUGUGGAAAAGGAAUCCUUUGUAACAAACCUGGAGUUUUAAGUUUUCUU